Messenger RNA from Eruca vesicaria subsp. sativa (arugula), 899 nucleotides. The record is from the annotation of a GenBank genome assembly. Lineage: Eukaryota; Viridiplantae; Streptophyta; Magnoliopsida; Brassicales; Brassicaceae.
AAAACAAAGAACGAACCAUGUCUUUAUCAAUUUCCUCUUCUUUUAUCCUCUUCUUGUUGUUCGUCAUCACACCAUAUGUCCAAAGCCAACCCAUUGCUCCAGCUCCGACAAAUGAAGCAAGUCCAGUCAAUCUCACGGCGGUUCUUGAAACUGGUCACCAGUUUACUACAUUCAUGCGACUCCUCAACACAACUCAAGUAGGGUUUCAGGUAAGUGUUCAACUCAAUAGCUCUGAUCAAGGGAUGACUAUAUUUGCUCCAACAGACAACGCAUUUAACAACCUUAAACCCGGAACCUUAAACAGUCUCACAUACCAACAACAAAUCCAGCUCAUUCUCUACCAUAUCAUUCCCAAAUAUUACUCUCUAAGCGAUCUUCUCUUAGCAAGUAACCCCGUUAGAACUCAGGCUACGGGACAAGAUGGAGGAGUUUUUGGGUUGAAUUUCACAGGACAAGGUCAAAUCAAUCAAGCGAAUGUUUCUACAGGUGUUGUUGAGACAAGGAUCAGUAACAUAUUAAGACAAAAGUUUCCACUAGCAGUUUAUGUAGUGGACAUGGUACUGUUGCCGGAAGAGUUGUUCGGAAACAAGACUGCUCCCACUGGAGCUCCGGCCCCUAAGACCUCGCGUUCUUCUGAUGCAGAUUCGCCGGCUGCUGAUGGAGACCACAACAAUUCUGCUGGAUCAAGCGUCAAGGGGACAAGUCUAGGGUUUGUUCUUGGCUUUGCAUGGUUUUGUUGCUCGGUUGUAUCGUACCUUUCUUGAAACUAUACUAAAAGCGGGAAAAGUUACGAAUAAUUCUUUUUUUUUUUAAAAAAAAAUUGCGUGAUUGAUUCAUUUGUGUUUUCGAAUAUCUGAUUUGUAAUCUUCCAUUUAUUUCUUAAGAAAAUAUGGUUCUUG